GCCAUGGACUCGGACGCCAGCCUGGUGUCUAGUCGCCCGUCAUCGCCAGAACCCGAUGAUCUUUUUCUGCCCGCCCGAAGCAAGGGGGGAAGCAGCAGCGGUUUCACAGGAGGGACCGUGUCCUCAUCCACGCCGAGCGACUGCCCGCCAGAGCUGAGCUCCGAGCUGCGAGGGGCCAUGGGCGCGGCGGGUGCGCAUCCCGGGGACAAACUGGGUGGCGGUGGCUUCAAGUCAUCUUCCUCCAGCACCUCUUCGUCCACGUCGUCGGCAGCCACAUCUUCCACCAAGAAAGACAAGAAGCAGAUGACAGAGCCCGAGCUGCAGCAGCUGCGCCUGAAGAUCAACAGCCGGGAGCGCAAGCGCAUGCACGACCUCAACAUCGCCAUGGACGGCCUGCGGGAAGUCAUGCCGUACGCGCACGGGCCGUCGGUGCGCAAGCUCUCCAAGAUCGCCACGCUGCUGCUGGCGAGAAACUACAUCCUGAUGCUCACCAACUCGCUGGAGGAGAUGAAGCGACUGGUGAGCGAGAUCUACGGGGGUCACCACGCCGGCUUCCACCCGUCGGCCUGUGGCGGGCUGGCACACUCGGCGCCUCUGCCCACCGCCACGGCGCACCCCGCGGCCGCCGCGCACCACCCGGCCGUGCACCACCCCAUCCUCCCUCCCGCCGCCGCCGCCGCAGCCGCCGCCGCCGCAGCAGCAGCGGUGUCCAGCGCCUCUCUACCGGGCUCCGGGCUGUCCUCGGUCGGAUCCAUCCGGCCUCCACACGGCCUGCUCAAGUCUCCGUCGGCAGCCGCAGCCGCCCCUCUCGGAGGCGGGGGUGGAGGCAGCGGUGGCAGCGGUGGCUUCCAGCACUGGGGCGGCAUGCCGUGCCCCUGCAGCAUGUGCCAGGUGCCGCCGCCGCACCACCACGUGUCGGCUAUGGGCGCCGGCACCUUGCCGCGCCUCACCUCCGACGCCAAGUGA
Messenger RNA from Apodemus sylvaticus (European woodmouse), 966 nucleotides. It is a transcript of the gene Olig2, whose product is annotated as oligodendrocyte transcription factor 2. Gene Ontology annotation, molecular function: DNA-binding transcription factor activity; protein dimerization activity. NCBI's taxonomy places the organism in Eukaryota, Metazoa, Chordata, Mammalia, Rodentia, Muridae. The coding region runs from base 4 to 966 and encodes 320 amino acids. The record is from RefSeq and is a predicted model, not a curated record. Gene Ontology annotation, biological process: oligodendrocyte cell fate specification; regulation of DNA-templated transcription; oligodendrocyte differentiation. The transcript has a single exon.